Octopus bimaculoides (California two-spot octopus) is the source of this 1842-nucleotide messenger RNA. RefSeq lists its product as uncharacterized. Gene Ontology annotation, biological process: regulation of transcription by RNA polymerase II. NCBI's taxonomy places the organism in Eukaryota, Metazoa, Mollusca, Cephalopoda, Octopoda, Octopodidae. Gene Ontology annotation, molecular function: RNA polymerase II cis-regulatory region sequence-specific DNA binding; DNA-binding transcription factor activity, RNA polymerase II-specific. The record is from RefSeq and is a predicted model, not a curated record.
CCACUAAACUGUUUGGAGUGUAGCACACUACUGAAUAUUUUGAUAUUCUUCACCGUCUUAUUUCCUGUUGUUUAUUUUGAGACAGACGUGCAUAUUCCUGCUCAGCAGAAGUUGAAUUUCUUUCAAGAAAGGAACAUUUGUUUUUAAAUAUUUUCUUCGUAAAACCCUCCUGGAAUCCUCUGGAUAUCUCUCCCAUAUCGGGGGAGAAACAAGUUGGUUGACAAUCUCAAGAAACAUCAUGUCUGGUGAUCUCAUGGGAAUGAAGGAGAAUUUUACAUCAAUGGUACAGAAGGUGCAACCUUGGAUCUUGUCUCAUUUUAUGAUGUGGCUGGACUUGAAGGUAGCCGAGUACAAAGUACAUGGAUGUAUGAUUCUUGAUCAAACUGGCAUCUCUUCUCCACGAUGGCUUUCAGACAAUAUUUGCUCUCAGACCACAAGAAUACCAAAACUGACACAUGUGAGCAAUGAAAAUAAAGACGAAGAUAAUGCCUUUCAGGCCUUGAAUCAAUCAGCUAUGUUCCCUGGUGAGACUUCUAAACCCCAUAAUAACCAGCCUCAGAUAAAUUUUUUGCCAAAUCCAAUUACCAACAAUUUUAAUAGAAAAACAUCAUCAUUAGCAUCAUGUUUAUCAUCUCCUGAAAUCCAAAUCCAAGAAUUUCCAUCAUCAUCUCCUUCAGUUUCUUCAUCCCUUCUCAACUUACCCAAAAGACAAGACAGCUACAGGAACGAGAAUGAAAUUGCUCCAAAUAUGACAAUUCCACUACAUCAUGCAAUGGCAGUAGAAGAAAACUCUCAAAGAACAAUUGAUAGGAUCGAAAUUCAUUCCUCGGACAAUCUAAAUUCAUCGUCAGUGAAUGGUUUUCAAAAGGCAAACAUGGAAAAAGACUGUAUGAAUCUCGAGGAAGAAAUGAAUUUAAACUAUGAUGUUGAGAUAAAAGCUGAACCAUUUUCAUCUUUUAGCGAAGAAGAAGUUAAUCUUCAAAGUAACUGUGCCCCUCAGUAUGACAUAUUGGGAUCUGUGGGGAAAAUAAACCAAAAUGAUGUGAAUCCAAACAUUAGUUGUGAAAGUAGUAUUACUCAGUCUAAAGGAACUAUAACAAUUGAUUUAAAUGGUAAGAUUCUUGAAGAGGAUACUGAUAACAUUAUGAUGACACAAAAACCACAACUAGAAGAGCAGCAACAGCAUCAAAUGAUGCAGCAGCAGCAGUCAUCAGCUUUGCCGCCAGUAGAGUCUCUUACCGGCAGAAUGUUUCUACACCAAAUACCAGUUAUCAAUCUGCAGAACUGUAAUGUAAGGAAAGUGACAUCCACCACAGGACGCAAUAAAAAGUCUGUUCCUGCUGUUCUUAGUUCAACCAAACUCUCCAAUAAUUCAAAUAGUAAUGCCAGAGGAAAGCUUAUCUGCCAGACAUGUGGAAAAAUUUUCAGAUGCCGUUCCUCUUUGUCACGACAUAAGUGGCUUCAUAGAGAGAAAAGGCAUCGGUGUUUUGUCUGUAAGAAAGCUUUCCAUCGCAAAGAACACUUAUACCUUCAUUUGAAGCGACAUGCGAAGUCUAAUGAUAUCACCUGUCCCAUUUGUGCUAUGAAAGGCAGUAACCUCCAUGCCAUUGAAGAACACAUAAGACAGUGUCACCAGAAUAUUUUCUGAAUAGCUAAUUUGUAAAGUGUACAUAAUUCUGUGUGUGUGUGUGUGGAAAAGAGAAAAACAUGUAUUUAUUCAUUAUAUGUUUGUAAAAUAAAAUGUAAUUGUUUAUUUUAUUUUCAAACAAGUCUGGAUAUUUUUUUUAUAUAUUUUAUUGUAUUAAAAAAAAAUUAAAUUAUGAACCAUGUAUUUGAAGCCUA